UACAAUAAAAAAUAUUGCCUAUGGCCUCAGAAAUAAGGAAAUAUUCCCCCUAAAAAGGUAAAAAUAAAAAAUCGCAAUUACCAAAACCAUAUUAUAACACCAAAUCACAGAAAUCAAGAACACAAGAGAAUCCCAAACCAAAUGGCAAUCUACCUUGGGUGCGUUACUGUGACCUAAUAAGAAAAACAACUACCCAAAAGGAGCAAUUUCAGGAGACUUUAAUUUUUCACCCCAUUAUUUAUUUCCAAUUUUCCAAUUAAAUAAAUAAAUUCACCAAACUCCUACAUCACUCCUCCUCCUUCUCCCCUGCUUUCUUUCUCUCUCUUCUAGUUUCUCUCUCAAAAUCAACAACAAUGGUGAAGAGGAAGGGAAGAAACAACAGCAGCAACCAUCAGAAGAAGAAGAAGGAAAAAGUUGAAGUACAAGAAAUAGAUGCAGAAGUUGAGUCUGAAGAUUACUGCUUUGUUUGCAAAGAUGGUGGUCUUUUGAUGGUUUGUGAUUACAAGGGUUGUGUGAAAUCUUAUCACCCUGAAUGUGUGGGUAAGGAAGAAUCAACUGAAGAUGCUGAUGAUCAAUGGAUUUGUGACUGGCAUCAUUGUCUUGUUUGCAAAAGAAGUUCGAAGUAUCAGUGUUUCUGCUGUAAGAAUGCUGUUUGCGGAAGCUGCUUCAAGCGCGCUCAAUUUGCAAAAACUGUACGCAAUAAAGGUUUCUGCAAUGACUGCCUUAAACUUGCAUUACUCGGAGAGGAAGGCGUGGAUAUUGACUCAGAUGGGGAAAGGGUGGACUUCAAAGACCGGGAAACAUAUGAAGGCCUUUUUAAGGAAUACUGGGAUAUUAUUAAGGAAAAAGAAGGAUUGACCUUAGAAGAUCUGCACGAUGCAGAUGUUCAAAUAAAAAAGGACAAUGACAAUUCUGACGAGGGCGAGUUACAUAAAAAAAGGCCACAUUCGUCUCGGAAGCCGGUGCACCACUCUGACUCGGAUGAAUCUGUCAAAGAGGAAGAAACCAUUGAAUUGCCAUCUGAUGAUGAGCAUGAAAGUGAUGGUGCUGUAAUACCAGAAAUAGUUACUAGUAGUAAUAAAAAGAAGCCCAAACCGUUGCCAAAAAGGCGCAAAGGUCCUAAAAAAAUUGAGUUUGUGGGUUGGGCUUCGAAAGCUCUUAUAGGGUUCCUUGGAUCUAUUGGAGUAGAUACGAGCACGAAGCUAACACAGAAUGAUGUGGCUUCACUUAUCAGUAAGUAUGUACAUGAUAAUAAACUGUUUGAUCCAGAUAAAAAGAAGAAGGUUCUAUGUGAUGUACGUCUGCGACCUUUAAUAGGAAGAAAAUCAAUUAGCAUGUAUAAAAUAAACGAUGCUUUAGAAGGUCAUUUUUCUGAAAACUUAGAGCAGUCAGAAGGUGAAGGAUAUAGUUCAGGAUGUGAGGAGGACAAUAAUACUCUCUUGCCUGCUACAAAGAAGCAGGCUUGGUGGAGAAAUGUUGGAUCCUUUCAGCAUAAAGGAUCACUUAUGGAAAAGUUUCAAUCGAAAGAAGCCGUAUUAGAGGAGCCUAAAAAACCAAUUGUUGUUGCUAAAGUUGUUUAUAGUCAGUUUGCAACAAUAGCUCUGCAGAAUAUGAAGCUCGUUUAUUUGAAGAAGUGUAUAGUGGAAAAAUUGUUGGAGCAGUGUGAGACUUUUGAAAGCAAAGUGGUGGGAAGCUUUGUGAAAGUCAGGCCGGAUGCAAAGAAGCCAUAUCAUCUCCUUCCAGUAAAAGGAAUCCAGAACUCUGGUGAUGAGGUUCUUCUUCAAGUAUCUAAUCUACCAAAUGAUGUCCCCAUUCGCUUGCUAUCAAAUGAUGAUUUAUCUGAGGAUGACUGUACCGAGCUGCGCCAGAAAAUGGACAAUGGCCUUCUUCCAAAACCUACUGUUGUGGAGCUUGAGAAGAAAGUAAAUGAUCUCCAUGAAGAUAUGACAAAAUUUUGGAUCACCAGAGAACUGUCUGUUCUACGGAGUCGCAUUGAUCUAGCAAAUGAGAAGGGACGGAGAGCUGAUUUAUAUGAAUAUCGUCAAAGGAGAGACAAACUUCAGUCUGAGGAAGAGCAGUCACGUUUGCUAAAUGAGGUCCCUAAAGUAAUUGCAGAUGUAAUAGAGGUCAAGCCUGAUUCUGAGGAGACUCCGCAAGAUGAUAGUUCUGGAAAUAUUACUGUAAAUCCUGGUGAAAACUCUGAAGGCAAUGGGAAUAUUCCGGCGUAAUUGGUAAUUCAUGAACCCAGAUGCUAGAAAUAAAUUCUGAAAUCGGCCUGCUAUAGUACGCUACAAGCCUGCAGAGGAUUCCAACGAGUCUUCCAAGUUUUUGUUUUUUCGGUUGGGGAAGUUUUCUGUAAAUACAGAAAAUUUACAGCAAAAGCUGUAUUAUAUUUAGUUGGCUUGUCGACGAACAAGUGAACUAAAAACUUGAUUGUAGAAUAUACAAUGAAUAAUCUAGUGUUGUGCCAAACGUUUGUAAACUUUGAACUAAGAUAUAAUAUAACCAUGAUAUGAACUCCUCCAUAAUAGUUGUGGUCUA
This is a messenger RNA of Spinacia oleracea (spinach), 2541 nucleotides long. RefSeq lists its product as uncharacterized. The transcript has 10 exons. Bases 354 to 2228 code for a protein of 624 amino acids. The record is from RefSeq and is a predicted model, not a curated record. Gene Ontology annotation, molecular function: DNA binding. NCBI's taxonomy places the organism in Eukaryota, Viridiplantae, Streptophyta, Magnoliopsida, Caryophyllales, Amaranthaceae.